Messenger RNA from Pseudoliparis swirei, 1441 nucleotides. RefSeq names its product chromobox homolog 8a (Pc class homolog, Drosophila) (gene cbx8a). The transcript has 5 exons. Bases 168 to 1253 code for a protein of 361 amino acids. NCBI's taxonomy places the organism in Eukaryota, Metazoa, Chordata, Actinopteri, Perciformes, Liparidae. The record is from RefSeq and is a predicted model, not a curated record.
CCACUGCGAUCCGUCCCUCCGACUGCGGUGCCUGGCAACAGAAAAAGACGUGAUGACGUCCUCUCCAGAUUGCGUAUUAUGGGAUGUGCGGAAUUAAACAAACCCAAGGAGGACACGGGGAAGCAUAACAUAUUAAAAGAGACCGACAUAAACGAGGUGUAUGAAUCAUGGAGCUGUCGGCUGUCGGUGAGAGCGUCUUCGCCGCAGAGUCCAUCAUUAAACGGAGAAUCAGACGGGGUUGCUGGGAAUAUCUGGUGAAAUGGAAGGGCUGGUCUCAGAAGUUCAGCACUUGGGAGCCGGAAGAAAACAUUCUGGAUGCGCGUCUCUUCGCCGCCUUCGAGGAGAGGGAGCGCGAAAAGGAACUGUUCGGGCCGAAGAAGAGGGGUCCCAAAUCCGAGACGUUCCUCUUGAAGGCCAAAACCAAAGAAAAGAUGUAUGAAUUCAGACGAGAGGCUCCGAGAGGGAUCGAGGUGUCCUAUCCCAUCCCGGAGCCUGUCGUAACUCCGAGGGCCCGGGAGGGUUUACGCACUGUGGUUCCCACAAUCUUUCCACCGAGUUCGGUCAACAGAGGGGAAAGCGUCCACAUCCGCCCGCCAGAGCUGGAGCGGAGGCCCAGGCCGACUCCACCAGCUCAUACGACAGUCCAAGAAGCUGUUCGGAUCCCCAAGAAGAGAGGCCGCAAACCGAAGCUGCAUGUACAUUAUGAUAACGACGACGAAGGUAGCUCCGUCGAGCCGGACGCGAAGCGGACCAGGCCAGCGGAGGAGCCGGGGUCACACGGCUCGACCAACAUGUCCCGCCGCGUGCUCCAUCACGGAGAGACGUCCGAUCACAGCCUCAUCCAGCUGACCCGCAGGUUUCAGGAGGAGACCACCAUAACACCCAAACACAGCAGCGGGCAGAGACACGCAGGUCUCUCUUCCGACUGCGCAUUCAGUUCAGAUGUGCGCAAAAAUGAUCCGGAGGCGCGGAGGACUAAAUGCGGGUCCAUGUUGUCUAUUGCUCGGCCCGGCAGCUCCGGGGAACACCGGAGACACCAGGCGAAGGAUUGCUGUCUGCCCCGGGCACAACCUGCUGCCCUCUCCACGCAGUCCGAGUCCAUCCAUGACCAGCCCCCGCGAUCGGCCUCGACCUGGUCCCCCAGUGUCACCAGCCUGGACUCUGUGACCGUGACAGAUGUCACCAUGAACCUUUUGACAGUCACCGUCAGAGAAAGCAGCACCGAGAAAGGCUUCUUCCGAGGGAAAAAAUGAGCAGGCCACGCACGCGCUUCGGAUGUAGGUCAGAGGAAGCGAAUAUGCGCGUUCUUAAUUGUUUAACACGCUAUAACUAACACGCUUACUGUAAUACUAUAUUUUUGUCUAUGUAACUGUCAAACGUGUACAUACAAAUAUUUAAUACGCUGCUGAGAAAAUAAAAAAGUGAUUGUGAGUUAAUGUUU